CUUGACAAAGUGUCACAAUUUAUCAUUAAGGAGGUCAUCGGAAAAGGACCAAGAGAACCGAGGGAAAUACUCUUUAGAGUCUUACUUUUCAACAUGUUUACCAGACCGGCGACUUGGGAAUACCUUGAAGAAGAGUUGGGUCCCUUGACGUGGAAAUCGUACGACCAGGACAAAUACUUUUCUGUCCUGUCCAAGGCGAAGAGGAGAGGAGUAAAACUUUACACCGGUGCCUUUCAGAAACCUGCACCAUUCUUCGGUUUUGGAGACAACUUCAAAAACCACCUUGCCUUGCUCGAGGUCUGGAUGACUAGAGACCACCUUCUGGAUCAGAUCAACAAAGCUUACUAUCUUGCUGAUGUCUUCGAAUUCAUGGCUUCGUUCCCCGGCAUGGCAAACUUUACCGGCUACCAGCUCUUGCUGAACCUCGGCUACACCGAGCUCUUGCAGUUCUCCGGUAUGGACUUUGUCGUACCUGGACUAGGUGCUCAGUCGGGUCUCGUAAAGCUUUUCGGUGAUAGCUUGAAGAAGGCGAAGGCGAAUGUCCCUGGCAUUGAGGUCGACAUCAUUGAGUGGAUGGCGAAGCAUCAGAAGCAACAUUUUCAGCGCUUGGGACUCCACUGUCCGGUAUUAGGGCGAGAUAAUCUGCCCAUGGAGCUUGCAGAUGUCGAACACGCUAUUUGUGAGGUCGACAAGUACCUGCGAAUGUCACAUCCAUCGCUGAAGGGAUUACACGAUCGCACGCACAACAAGAGGGCUAAUUUCAAGCCCUCGAGUAACUGUCCUGCGAUACCUACCCUUCCCAAGGCCUGGAGCCAUCCGGCCCGCAAAAUCAUCCGAGUUCGACCCAAGAGACCCCGGAUUAACAAACGCUACACCGUCGCCUACAUCGGAGACAUGGUGAAGGAUAAGAAGGGUAAGGUUCUCUACAAGGUGUUCUGGGAGAACUAUAGGGAUGAUCAGGCUACGUGGGAGCCGGAGGAUGAGCUGAUGGAGGAUGCCCCUUUGAAGGUGGAAGAGUUUUUGGAGAGCCGGAGGCACAGGCACUAAAUUUGUGUGAGUAUUUUUUUUCCCUGUUGGUUCUUUUGAAUUUUUCGUUGCUUUGCUGUCCAGUCCAUAAUGUAUAUCUAGCUGUAUAUAUCAUAAUCACGUCCUAUUUCUUGUGUAGUGUACCUGUCUCGAAGUAAUCGGAUACCAUCGUCG
Molecule: messenger RNA, 1200 nt
Organism: Guyanagaster necrorhizus
Lineage: Eukaryota; Fungi; Basidiomycota; Agaricomycetes; Agaricales; Physalacriaceae
Exons: 1
Coding region: 94-1047 (317 amino acids)
Source: RefSeq, a predicted model, not a curated record